Molecule: messenger RNA, 729 nt
Organism: Clarias gariepinus (North African catfish)
Lineage: Eukaryota; Metazoa; Chordata; Actinopteri; Siluriformes; Clariidae
Exons: 2
Coding region: 68-724 (218 amino acids)
Source: RefSeq, a predicted model, not a curated record
UUAAACAACCUGCACAAUCAAGCCUAUAAAAACAAGCUGACUCUAAUUACCCUGACGAGCCUGCAGAAUGAUGGAAGGAGACUGCAGCAGAUCUGAGUCAGCUAAAAGCUAUGGGCACAUUCGUUUAUCAGAAUUGGAUCAGGGUUUCCUCACAGAUUGCAGCCUGUCUGCUGUGUCCACUGAAGGAUCACUCAAAGCACCUAAAAGCAUUGUGAUUGAGUAUGCCGAACCCAAUUUAACCCUUAUUGCUUCCUGUAACCGAUUUUCUAGUGUUUUAUCUCCUUUGAAUCCUUCAUCUAAGAUGUCCCUCCUGUCCCCAACCAUCACAACCCAUUCUGCUGGCAUGAGCAGUCACCUGGAGGGUAAGUCCUCUACCCCUUACGAGAGAAUGACCUUCCAGAAACCAGUCCUGGCCAACUCUUUAGAUCUUUCCUCCAUUGACCUGACCACCUCUCACCCUUCAUGGGAAGUCUCACUCAUCAAACCUAACAUGGAGAGCCCCAAGCUGUGUUUGGAUUCCAGUAAAGUUGAGUUCAUAUGGAGUCCAAGUUACCAAGCUACACCUCCAACGCUGGCGGAGAUUUCCUCACUGAUCUGGUCUGGGACGCCGGAGGGUCCAAGGUCAUGCAGGGAAUUUACCUUUCAGGAUUCAAACCUGCGACAUGCUGUGCUUGAGCUGACUGACGAGCAGCAGAAGAGUUUGUCCAAAAAUUUGGCUAUGUAGCUGUG